CUAUACCAUGCACUUUGGAUGCUUCAUUUGCUCUUCAUUGUGUCGAGUCCACGUGCAGUUUACACUCUUCGACACUAAGUAACGUUAGCAGUUCAGUAAAUGUUCGCAUCGUAGUUUACCAGUCGUUUACAGACACUUUGUGUGAUAAACGAUGUUUUUAAUCGUUCAAUUCAUGUAUAAUGCCUUAAUGCUUCGUCAUGAGAAUGGUUUUUUCCUUCGGAAGGUUUGUCAGAGCCAUUGAUACACAACCACGACAUGGAUGCUCCUCCUGCAAUGCAAAAACUUAGGGAUGCUUGUAAAAAGAGAGGGCCAGGUGGAGCUAAAGGACUUGGAAGGUUAGUUUGUAUACCAAUAUAUUUAGCUCAUAGCAUGGUUCUCUAUUUAGCACUAUUGGUAGGACAAAUCACAAGUGUUCAGUGCUGUAAAACUACAACAAGCAAUAAGUUGAACACUUGUUCAACCUUCAGCCUUGAUCCUAACCGUUAAAAUCAAUGUAGUGUUGAUAAUAAUUUUUCUCGUAGAAUCACGCCUCACCUACCACCAACAAAAGAGUGUAGUAAUUCUCUGAUGGCUGUAUUAGUAAUUCUUCCCGAUGGGAAAUAAACAUAGGAAACCUUGUGGUGAAAAGAAUGGAGUUAAAUUAGCAACAACAAUGUCUCAAUUAGAUCUGCUGCCUUGCGGGCCACAUACCAAAGUAUCUCCCAUGUCAGUAUAUUAACAGAUGAGAAAUUAGUGAGGGUACCACCAGAACCCAGCCAAAUUGAACACCUAAAUGAGACCAGUUGUCUUGUGUAAUUGGUAAUCAGCAGCCUGAUCUGAACAGUUAUGUAGACAAAUUGUUUAAAACUGACCAGUUCUUAAUGGCAGUUGUUGCUUUUUUGGAGCAACAAAUUGUGUGAGUUGUUCUGUGCAUAUACUAGUACUUUUUAAUAUGAAAAGUAAAAUUGGACAGUUAAACAGCCAAUGGAAAUUAACUGCCUGACUAAUGCUUACCAAUCAAAAUCAAGAGGUCUCCAGUGAGCAGCUUGAAAACACAAAAACAUAUAUUAAACUAACUUUUGGAUGAUGUGUGAAAGACUGUUGCUGUCCUGACAUAAGAAUAUUUCUUCUCUGGGUCUCUGGCACUUUGUUUUUGACAGAACUAGUUGGUAAUUGGCCAUGGUGUCCUACAAUGUAGAUGUAAUUGUGCUCAUGUAACUGGCCUUGAACUGUGUGCUCAGUUCAUUUGAAAUUAAUUGCUUGCUCCCUGAAUUGUACUUCACUCACCAUUGUUAUCAUUACUAAUAGGAUGGUGUAUAUGCUAUGUUUGUGAUUGGACACUGCAAUUGGAUAGGUUACAUGUUAGGCCUGUUUUAUUUGCACAGUGCAUGUCAUUUGUGUGGACUGCGAUCAAGAUCGCUGAGUUAAUUUCCUCUAGUAAAAGUCAUUGCUUAAGUUGUUAUUUACUUGUGAGUUUGGCUUAUUGGUAUUUUUGCCAUAGAUUUCCUCAUACUUUUGCCUAAUUGGUAACAGAUUUUUGUUAUCCAAUUUGGUCUGUAAUCCUGCUUAUCAUCAAGAAAUCAGUCUCCUUCCCUGACCCUUUAAUGCCCAUGGGUGUCCAAGAGAGAAUUUCUCUUUGCAAUAUCAAUGCAAUGUCAAGUAGAUAAGUAAUGGGGAUUGAGAUAAAGAUCCAAUAUGGAAUUAUUAAUUGAUCCAAUACCAAAUUCUUUGAACUUGGAUCAUAAGAAUUGUGUGAAAGAUGGUAAGGAAAAUUACUAAUUUAAUCAAAGGAGCUGAAGGGUUAAUCACAAGCAUCAUUACGGAUUUAGCUGAUCUUCACUUUAUCUUGAUGCUGUUUUUACAAUUUUUGCUUCAUGAAAAAAAUUAGGGAACUGCUUCUUGAUUAGAGCUAUUCAUUUUUUAAUUGCUUUUUUUUUUGUUUUUUAUUCAGAGCUUUUAGAAUCUUUGAUGAUGACUACAGCAAUUCUCUGAACUUUGACGAGUUUGUAACCGGUCUACGUGACUAUAAAGUCCAACUGACAGAUGAGGUGAAACAAUUUGAGUGAAAGCUGAAGUCCAUGUUAGAUAGUAUAUCCCAACAAAACUGAACAACACUGCAACUCUGCAAGACCCAGAUUUUCACUUAAGUGAAAAUGAACACCUACAUUUGGGAGUCUUUUUCAAGAUUAUGGGAACAGAUGAGUUGUUGAGAACAGUAGUAAAAUAUAUUUUUAAUCUGGUCUUUUCUCUCCAUUUCUCAAGGGGAGAUCACAAAUAUUGCAAAAACUAGUUUACCUCCAGUGAAAUUACACACAGUUUAACCUGUGUUAAGCUGCAUCAUAUAAAGUGGCCACCCCGUAUUAAGCAGUCAUGUUUUCAAAGCCCUGAAGUUUUUUUCCUCCUCCUUACUGUAAUUUUACCUCUAUUAAGUGGUUGUGGUCACCCUUUACUGAGUUCCCAGUGCCUGUUUGUAUUGUCCUUCAACUGUAUUGAAUGGUCACUCAAAGCAGAACCACAGAAAGAAAACUAAGAAUAAUCUUUCAAGCAAACUUGUAUCUUUAUUUAUUGUAUCUCUCAAAAUCAAUGCAAGUAGUAUUUUUUAGUAAGGUUUUUGGUUUUGUAUAAUUAGUUGUUCAUUGAAACAUGAAAUGGCAUUUUAAUUUUUUUUUAAAUACCCCUAUUCUGUGGAACCUGCAUGAAGGGAUCACCAUGCCAUUCCCCAUGGGUGACUUCUUAAUGCAGGUUUGACUGUAAAAAGGUAGAAAAUGGAUUAAAGGUGCAAGGUUAUACAUAUAUGUUGAACAGUGUGCUUAUGUGCAUCCUUUUAAUGUUGUAUCAAUAGGAAUUUCAGGAACUGUUUAACUAUUUUGAUAAAGAUAAGGGAGGGCAAGUUGACAUUAAUGAAUUCAUCAAUGCAUUCAGGGUAAGUUUCAAAUGUUACAAAUCUUUCUUCAUGCUAUAUGAUUGAUCUCUUGAAGUUCUAUUUGGAAAGCUUUUUGUUUGUCAGUAUUCAAGUAUUAUUUGCAUCUGGUGUGUAACUUUUGUUUUGUACGUGUAAAGGAUAUUUUGCACUAAAUAUUAACUGCUGCAGAAAGAAAUGUAUUUGUAUGUGAUAAAUUAUAGUUAUCAGAUAUACAGACAUUUGGAAAUGAAUUUUAAACAUUCAAAGAAACCAUGAUGUGUGAAAAGAAAGAUUCAUUUUCUUUGCUUAAUUUGUGAGGCCAAUUAAAACCAUUAACCUUGAUCUUGAGAGAUUUUGCCAUGAUGCUAUUGCAGCCAGACUGAACCACUUAUCGACACAAUUUUGUCAUUAAACAGAAAUGUCAGACUAGAUCAGUCAGUGCUUAAACUGUUCCAACCACUCUUCUAGUUUGUUUUUGGAAAAAGUGUCAAACAAGAUCCCUAUGAAGGCUUUUCUUUUUUUGUUACAUUAACCAGCAAGACUAGUAAGUUUCAGCGGUUGAUAAGUAACCCAUUUGUUUGCGAAGACCAGUUACAUGAUGAUAACUGGGAGCUAGCUUUUCUAAAUCUUUCUUAAUAUAAGAGAAAAUCUUAAGACCAGACUAGUACAUGCAGAGGGUUUUGCUUCUGGUUCCAUCCCUAGAGUACACACAGACGCAUAGCUUUCUGUAUGUACCAAUAAUUUCACAGACAUAAUUUAUCCUUAGGAGCAGAAUAUUCAUCCAACACAAUAUAAAACCUGCCAAAUAUUUGGAGGCAAGAUUCCUGGGAAAAUUGAAAAAAUUUGAAAAUGCAGGCUCAUGAGACUUUGUCUUGCAAAAUGAUCUCCACGCAUGCUCCAGGAACAAACCUCUGGUGUGUAUGGGUCUUAAGUCUCUAAGAGGAUGUGAACCUCAGAACUUCAGGACUAAGAUCAGAUCUUUACCCCUUUGCUACUGCCUGACUGAUAUAGGAAUGUACAUAUGAAAAUACAUCUCUGUAGUAUAGUGGUAAUCAGAGCAUUUAAUAAUAAGGCUGAAUUCCACAAGAGGGUUUGGAUUUUCUUGUAGUGUUUGGCUCAACACAAAAUAAUGCACAUCUCAAUGACCAGACUCAAAAUUUACCUUCCAUUGUUGAUAAUUUGUAUUGAAACCUUUGUUUUAAUUCUUAUUCUUUGACUUUCUUUCAUUUUAGAAACCUUUAUCAGGGAGCAGACUCAAAGUGGUUGACCUGGCAUUCAAGAAGGCUGACAGAACUGGAGAUGGUGUGAUCGAUUGUAAAGAUAUGGAGAGGUAAGCUGUUUUUAAUUCAUUAGGAGUGCUGUGUGUGACAUUGAUGCAGCAGUGUCUCACCGAGGGGUACUAAUUGCACUCAUAGUUCAUUCUUAAGAAGGAAACUGUGAUAAGCUUAAGCCACUGGGCAAAACAAGCGGGAAGUUGGGAGAAUGUGAGAUAAGUGUAGGAAACCACGACGCAAAGCGGAGUGGUUUCCAGCUUAUCAGAAACCAUUUUACAUUUCUUUUAUAAAAUAACUAAUGAAAGAGGAACAAAAACCAUGUUUACGUACUCUCAUGUAAAUGAUUUUAUGGCCAAUCAGAGCAUAUGUACUAUUUGAAUUAUUUUAUAAAAAACAAUGUAGGUGCAAGGGACAUCUGGAACAAUCUUGGAGAAAGAGGCAUUUUUUUUUAAUGAAAAUGAUGAAGCAAUUAGUAAAUAUAAUUCUAUGCCGAUGUUGUGCUUCUAUAACCUUUAGCUCAUGAAACUUGAGCAAAAAGACGAUACAUUGUGCUACAUGACCACAAAGCACUAGUUUUUAAAGUGGCAAGUGUUGCUGCAAAUUUAAUCCCGAAAAUGUUUGAAGCUUGUAGGGUUGAUGCCUUUUUUGCAUUGAUCAGAGUACCAAUUACAGCAUAUCCACCGUUAACCCUUUGACCCCUAAGGGUGAUCAGCAUCUUUUUUCUUCCCUAGGAUAUUUUCCCUGAAUCAAACGUAAAGGUUACAAGAAUAAACAAAAUGACCACCAACUUAAGAGGGUCUGGAUUGUGAAUCAAAUUCUCCUUGUCAGCCCCUCAGGAAAUGUAUAGACAACAGUAUGGAGAAUAUGCAUACUGAUGUUAGGGUGUAAAAAGUUAAUUACCCAUCAUCAAUGGCCAUCUAUGAAAAUUGUUGUUGCAUGCUACCAACUCCUGUUACUGACACCCUUUUUGCUUCCCAAGGAUAACUGCAAAAGUUACUGACAGACGCAUUUUAUCCAUUGACGAAUUAGGUUGAAAAUAUUUGAAGUUAGAACUUAAUAUGAAUGUUUCAAAUAGAUGGCUAUUUUAGGCAGUUUUUGUAAGUGGCCCCACUAAGACACCAUUCAGUGUCACAAGGUUUGUGGCAGUGUUUACCUGCUACCCACUAUUUCUUACAACUCUGUUAAUCCUUUAACUCCCACGAGUGACCAAGACAGAAUUUCUCCUUACAACAUCAAUACAAUAUCAAGCAGACAAGUGAUGAGAAUAUAGAAAAAUAUCUAUUUGGGGAUAAUUGCUUGAUCCAUUACUUAAUUCUCUGAACUAACAUUGUAAGAAUUGUAUGGUUGACAGUAAGGAGAAUGAAACAUUUGAUCUGGGAGUUUAAGGGUUAAGUAAAUAUUAAUUCUUAGGCCAGAGUAUAGAAUGCUAUCAAAAAGAUUGUAUUAUGAUAGCACCUUUCUUGUAUGCAUUUAUCCAGUUUUAUGGCAAUGAACCCUUUUUACUUCAAAGAUCUCAUUAGUAAUUCUCCAUACUGCCUGCAAUACAAUUCUUAUGAUGUUGGUGCUGAGAAUUUCAUACUGGAUCAACUAGUAAUCCUCUGAUUGAUAUUUUUCUUUAUUCUCAUCACUUGUCUGUUGGAUAUUGUAUUGGUGAGGAGAAUUUCUCUCAGUCACUUGAGGAGUUUAAGGAUUAAAUAAGUGUCAGUAAUAUUAACUCAACUCUUGUGUCAUAUAGGUAUUACAAUGUUCAAGAACAUCCCAAAUACAAAAAUGGCGAAAUGACUAAAAAGGAGGUAUUUGAGGAGUUCCUUGAAAGAUUUGAGCCAGAUCAAAAAGAUGGAAAGGUUGGUAAAUGUUUUUUAAAAUUGAUCUCCCCUGUUAAGCCCUCUCUCUAUAUAUAAUGUACAUGUAUUUUACAGAUAGAUUCCAAGUGCUGUGUGUCUGCUCAUUAAUUGAUCCCAAAUGAGGUCAAAAUGUGAUUACAACAAAAUAAAAGGGCAUAGUUGGCAAAAUGUUGGUAAUUUUGACAUCAUGCAUGUGUCUGUAAGGACAAGUCAAAAUGAGGUACACUUGCCUAAGAAUAAAAAGUGAUUUUGAUUUCAAGGGCCACGUUUUAAAGCAGAGACAUUAUGUAUUUGAAAAUGAUCUAUUUCAUUCUCUAUUCCUAUGGAAUUGUACUCAUUAUUUUGAAGACUGUUAAAAAAAUUCAGGUUUAUGAUGAAAAUUGAGCUGCCAGGCUAGCUAACAGUAGAAAAGAACCCACAAUAAGUACAGGCACUUGAUGCUGAGGGUAUUACACCAGAGAGGGUUGACUGUGUGUACCCAUGGCUGUUAAUUGCCAUGGUUGUUUUCUGUACUCUAGUAAUGGCCUGUUUUCUUUUUUCUGUAGGUCACAAGGGCAGAGUUUUUGGAGUACUAUGCUUGCCUUGGAGCAAACAUUGAAAAUGAUGCCUACUUUGACCUGAUGGUCAGAAGUGCAUGGAAAUUAUAGUUAAUUUCAUCCUGGUCUAUUGUUUCUUACUCAUAGUUUCAUUUAUGCAGAUUGUGGUUGACCUUGCCGGUCAGUCUUAAAAAUGACUUAAAGAGCAAGUAAGAGAUAUGAAAUGUGAUGCAACUCUCAAACAGAUGUAAAAUUGUAGUGGACAUUUGAAUUUAGAUUGAAAACAGCUACAAUUUGCAGUAUGGUGAGGUGCAUCAGUCCAUUAGUGCUCACAAGUCAACUGAGAAUUUUUUUGUUAUCA
Messenger RNA from Pocillopora meandrina, 6896 nucleotides. The record is from the annotation of a GenBank genome assembly. Lineage: Eukaryota; Metazoa; Cnidaria; Anthozoa; Scleractinia; Pocilloporidae.